Molecule: messenger RNA, 2609 nt
Organism: Pezoporus flaviventris
Lineage: Eukaryota; Metazoa; Chordata; Aves; Psittaciformes; Psittacidae
Gene: TFDP2
Product: transcription factor Dp-2
Exons: 11
Coding region: 696-1964 (422 amino acids)
Biological process (GO): regulation of cell cycle; regulation of transcription by RNA polymerase II
Cellular component (GO): nucleus; transcription regulator complex
Molecular function (GO): RNA polymerase II transcription regulatory region sequence-specific DNA binding; DNA-binding transcription factor activity, RNA polymerase II-specific
Source: RefSeq, a predicted model, not a curated record
GUGUUAGCAUGAGUUAAUGUUUUUCAUAACAGGAGAAGUUGGGGGAUUGAUCACAACAGUUACAACUACAGCAAAAAUCACUGUGAAAUCAAUAGUAAUUAUCAUGAAGGUUUGAUUUUGGGGAAAAAAAGUUUUGCCAGACUUGGAGCCAGAAAGCUCCCAUUAAGAAUUUGUCUCUGAAAAAAAAGAUGUCUGCGGUUGUGUCAUUCAAAACUCACAGCUGCUGAUAGGAAUAAAAAGGUAAUACAUCUGAGCUAAAGAAAAAAGUCUAGUAAAGAUUAGCUUAUAUUAGAUAGAUUGCAUUUUUAAUGAUAGUAUUUCCAAGAUCUUACUUCAUCAUGCUUUUAGCUUGUUUUAAAAGUACUCAACAUACAUGACUUGCGGGUAAGGGAUAUUGCCAAAAGUAAAUCAGAUCAAUUAAAUACACUGAGAAGUUCCCUGGAACAGAAUUUUAGUUUUCAAUAGAUAAUGUCCUGAACACUUAAAGAACUCUAAAUUUGUGAGUGCCUGGGAAAAAACAGCAAAAGUUACUGAAACCAUAAUUUGUUAUCUUUCAUAGGGAAUGGUCUUGAAUGUAAAAACUGAAUUAAUUUCACAGGUUAACUGUUCUGUUUGCCUUCUAAACAAAAAUCUACUGGCUGAGCCAGUGUGCCUGUAUUUGAGUGAAGACACUGGGUACUGAUCCACUUUGAUCUAUGAACAGUAACAUUUCAAUAAUCACAUUGCCAGUUUCCAGCACCAACUCUCCAACGAAGAUUUUGCCAAAAACCUUAGGACCGAUCAAUGUGAAUGUUGGACCCCAAAUGAUCAUAAGCACAUCACAAAGACUAACAAAUUCGGGGAGUGUUCUCAUUGGGAGUCCAUAUAACCCAGCUCCAGCAAUGGUUACACAGGCACACAUAACAGAAGCUUCUGGCUGGGUCCCAGGGGACAGAAAGCGGACCCAAGAAUUUAUAGAGUCCGAUUUUUCAGAAAGUAAGAGAAGCAAAAAAGGAGAUAAAAAUGGGAAGGGUCUGAGGCAUUUUUCAAUGAAAGUAUGUGAAAAAGUUCAACGUAAAGGAACAACUUCGUACAAUGAAGUUGCUGAUGAGCUGGUAUUGGAAUUCACAAACUCUAACAGUCACCUAGCCACAGACUCGCAGGCUUAUGAUCAGAAAAACAUUAGGCGGAGAGUUUAUGAUGCCCUUAAUGUCCUGAUGGCAAUGAACAUAAUUUCAAAAGAGAAGAAGGAAAUCAGAUGGAUUGGCCUUCCCACAAACUCGGCUCAGGAAUGUCAGAAUCUAGAGAUAGAGAAACAGAAGCGGAUUGAAAGGAUAAAACAGAAGCGAGCCCAACUACAAGAACUGCUGCUGCAGCAAAUAGCAUUCAAAAACUUGGUACAAAGAAAUCAGCAAAAUGAACAACGAAAUCAAGGCCCUCCAGCUUUGAACUCCACAAUACAGCUGCCUUUCUUAAUAGUCAACACUAGCAAAAGAACAGUUAUAGACUGCAGCAUAUCAAGUGAUAAAUUUGAAUACCUCUUUAAUUUCGAUAACACUUUUGAGAUUCAUGAUGACAGUGAGGUGCUGAAGAGAAUGGGAAUGUCCUUUGGGCUCGAGUCAGGCAAAUGCUCAGCUGAGGAUCUAAGAACUGCAAAAUCACUGGUGCCCAAAGCUUUAGAAGGCUACGUCACAGAUAUGUCAUCAGGAUUUUCGUGGAUAAAUCAAGGGUUACUUUCAAGUUCAGCACAAGCAGGUUCACAUUUAGAGGUGGCAGGAAGCACUUCUGAUGCUAAAUCAAGUGAGAAUCCAGGGUUAUGUUUGGAUGCUGAAGUGGCCUUAGCAACUGGGCAGCUUCUUGCCCCAAGCAGUCAACAGUCCAGCAGUGCAACAUCACGCUACUCAGAAUCACGGGGAGAAACUCCAUGCUCAUUCAAUGAUGAGGAUGAAGAGGAUGAAGAUGACGAUUCUUCCUCCCCAGAAUAAGGACAGUAGAAAAUGGAAUAUACAAAAUGCUGCUCAAAGAUUCCUAAUGGGAGCUCCUGUUUGGAUUUCACUGAAGUUUCAGCCACAGCUGAAAUUGAAAACUUUUUGUACCUGAACACAGAGUGACAUGCAGACACAGAGUGAUGUGGGGUUUAUCAACUAUAACCAAGGAAAAGAACAAAGUCCCCUGGAGAUUUGGCAAAGUAAACACGAAAUUCACAUUUUCCAUUUUGGGACAUACUCAAAUCUCUGUCUUUACCAGAUGGAAAGGAAAACAGCGUCAGUCAACAAAUGUCAGUUCUCACAUUGUCUUUUGGCUGUGCUACCUUUAGGAAAACGGGGAGCGAGAGCACACACAGGUGUGCUGAAAUAGCUAUUUAAAACUAUCCUAUAUGAAAAUUGUUCUAGGGAAAGGGGGCUGUUAGAAUGUUUGCUUUUUUCUGUUCAACUUGCUGUAUAGAAGAUUCCUAAAGUAAUAUAAAUUGCGAUAAAAUGAAUCUUGAAAUAGUUUAAAUCCGUUUUAGAUACUCUAAAAUUAACAUUAGUAUGUCUCUUUUGAAAGGUUCAUAUGUUCAUUUAUACUGCAGACCUAAUUUAUUAUAAGUGAUUAUUCUUAGCCAUUAUUAAACAGUCAGGAUAAAAACA